CUUUAACGGUUGUAUACGGUUGCUAGGCAACGUCGAAACGCCAUGGGACUGAGAGUCGGACGGCUGAGGACCUGCUGUGAGGAGAAGAACCUCCGUGUGGAAACAUCUCCAUCUCUAUACUUCGGUUUUUAAAACAGAUAUUUGACCUCCUGUCAGUCAGUGAGUCAGUGGGCGGAGCUCUGUGUCUGUUUGACCAUGAAGGUGAGUAGAUGAGGACGCGGUCAGAUCUGUACAAACAGUAUUUACACAGUUUCCUGUUUCCUCUCAGUGUUUCCUCCUGGUCUGACCUCGUGGAGUCAUGGGGUCCGAGUCGGUGAGGGUGGUGGUCCGGUGUCGACCUCUGAAUGACAGGGAGAAGGCUCUCUGCUCUAAGAUGGUCGUGUUCAUGGACCUUCACCGCUGUCAGUGCUUCAUUGAGAAACCAGGAGCUGUGGAUGAACCCCCCAAACAGUUCACCUUCGAUGGGACCUACUUCACCGACCAAAGCACAGAGCAGAUGUACAACGAGGUGGCCUACCCUCUGGUGGAGGUCAGCUCCUUCAAUCAUCUCUGUUUCUGUUUCCUGUGACUUUAAUGUGUGGAGGCGACACGAUUACAUAAGGAGGAGCUCUGUGGUCACUGGACACCAGCAGCAGCAGCAGCAGCUCAGACCUUAUCGACCUCAUGAUUUACUCAUCAGUCACUUUAAAGCUCAGCAGCUUCAUGGAAACAAGAUCUCCUCUCAUGGUUUUUCUUCAUGUUUCUGUAGGGAACGACUGAAGGAUACAACGGCACCAUCUUCGCCUACGGACAAACAGGAAGUGGGAAAUCUUUCACCAUGCAGGGGGUGUCAGACCCUGCAGCUCAGAGGGGAGUUAUUCCACGGUCGUUUGAGCACAUAUUUGAGAGUAUCCAGGUACGUCAGGGCGCCACGUUCUUCAGCGUUCUUAAAAACACACCCCCUCUUCACUUCUGUGGUCGACUUUCUGUCCUGUUUUUAUAUACACAGGUGAUUCAUCUGUAUCAUUAUUAUUAUUAUUAUCAUUAUUAUUGUUGUUGUUGUUGUUGUUGUUGUUGUUACGGUGUGUUUUUGUGGGCGAGCUAGUGUGCAGAAAAUACAAAGUUCCUGGUGAGGGCCUCCUAUCUUGAGAUAUACAACGAAGAAAUCCGAGACCUUUUGGGAAGUGACACCAAACAGAGAUUGGAGGUAUGUGAACUUUCAUUUGGAGUUCAAACACCAUCAUCAUCUCUGUAAAUCAGAGAUUUUUGAGCUGAUAUUUGACAGUAACAGAUAUCACAGAGUAAGCGUAUAAAUGAUCUGAAACUUACCUGAAAAUGAUCAAAACUCUGUGGAUACUGAGCAGCUGUCUCCAUCUGUAGAACAUCUCAGAUCUUUCUCACUUUCCUGUCAUCUACAGUUUUCCUCUCACAGAUCAGCCCUGAAAAUCUCACUUUAGUCGAGUUUCAUUUCCGGUUUCAGUGUGAAAACAUGAGAGGCCAAAAUAAUCGGUCUUCAGUCAGUAUGAAACCUGUUCCUCUGAUUGUUCGUCCGCUCUAAAUGAAGCUCAAACCAAAGUUUCCAUGGCGACCUGGAACCACCCCAGAGUUGGACUCCUAGAGUCUUUCUAACGAGCUGAUCUGAGUUUGAUAAAUGUUUCAGCUGAAGGAACAUCCGGAGCGUGGCGUGUAUGUUCGAGACCUCUCCAUGCACACGGUGAGCAGCGUUGGCGAGUGCGAGAGGAUCAUCGAGGCGGGCUGGAGGAACCGGGCCGUGGGCUACACCCUGAUGAACAAAGACUCCUCCCGCUCACACUCCAUCUUCACCAUCCACCUGGAGAUCUGCAGCACUGGUGAAAACACACACUUAGACACACACACACACACACACACACACACACACACACACACACACACACACACACACACACACACACCUAAAACAAGAUGAGACAUAACUCCGGUCUGUUGGAUUAAAGAUUGCAGAUCACAAAAAUGUACCUGAAUAAUCCCGUGCAUGUCGAAACACACGACUCUAUAAGGACUCAUUAAAGUGCAGCUCCACCUCCUAACACCAUCAUGAUGUUCCUCUGUGAAGAUGUUGGUCCAUCAUGUUCCUCUGUGAAGAUGUUGGUCCAUCAUGUUCCUCUGUGAUGAUGUUGGUCCAUCAUGUUCCUCUGUGAUGAUGUUGGUCCAUCAUGUUCCUCUGUGAUGAUGAAGAUGUUGGUCCAUCAUGUUCCUCCGUGAUGAUGUUGGUCCAUCAUGUUCCUCUGUGAAGAUGUUGGUCCAUCAUGUUCCUCUGUGAUGAUGUUGGUUCAUCAUGUUCCUCUGUGAUGAUGUUGGUCCAUCAUGUUCCUCUGUGAUGAUGAAGAUGUUGGUCCAUCAUGUUCCUCUGUGAAGGUGUUGGUCCAUCAUGUUCCUCUGUGAUGAUGUUGGUCCAUCAUGUUCCUCUGUGAUGAUGAAGAUGUUGGUCCAUCAUGUUCCUCUGUGAUGAUGAAGAUGUUGGUCCAUCAUGUUCCUCUGUGAUGAUGAUGAUGUUGGUCCAUCAUGUUCCUCUGUGAUGAUGUUGGUCCAUCAUGUUCCUCUGUGAUGAUGUUGGUCCAUCAUGUUACUCUGUGAUGAUGAAGAUGUUGGUCCAUCAUGUUCCUCUGUGAAGAUGUUGGUCCAUCAUGUUCCUCUGUGAAGGUGUUGGUCCAUCAUGUUCCUCUGUGAAGAUGUUGGUCCAUCAUGUUCCUCUGUGAUGAUGUUGGUCCAUCAUGUUCCUCUGUGAAGAUGUUGGUCCAUCAUGUUCCUCUGUGAUGAUAAAGAUGUUGGUCCAUCAUGUUCCUCUGUGAUGAUGUUGGUCCAUCAUGUUCCUCUGUGAAGAUGUUGGUCCAUCAUGUUCCUCUGUGAUGAUGAAGAUGUUGGUCCAUCAUGUUCCUCUGUGAAGAUGUUGGUCCAUCAUGUUCCUCUGUGAUGAUGUUGGUCCAUCAUGUUCCUCUGUGAAGAUGUUGGUCCAUCAUGUUCCUCUGUGAAGAUGUUGGUCCAUCAUGUUCCUCUGUGAUGAUGUUGGUCCAUCAUGUUCCUCUGUGAAGGUGUUGGUCCAUCAUGUUCCUCUGUGAUGAUGUUGGUCCAUCAUGUUCCUCUGUGAAGAUGUUGGUCCAUCAUGUUCCUCUGUGAUGAUGUUGGUCCAUCAUGUUCCUCCGUGAUGAUGUUGGUCCAUCAUGUUCCUCUGUGAAGAUGUUGGUCCAUCAUGUUCCUCUGUGAUGAUGUUGGUCCACGUUCCCAGAUGCAGCAGGUCAGGAUCACCUUCGAGCCGGGAAACUCAACCUUGUGGACCUGGCAGGAAGUGAGCGUCAGUCUAAAACCGGAGCUACAGGUGAGCGACUCCGCGAGGCCACCAAGAUCAACCUGUCCCUCUCGGCGCUGGGGAACGUCAUCUCGGCGCUCGUGGACGGACGCUCCAAAUACGUCCCGUACCGAGACUCGAAGCUGACCCGGCUGCUGCAGGACUCUCUGGGAGGAAACACCCGAACCCUGAUGAUCGCCUGUCUGUCACCUGCUGACAACAACUACGAGGAGAGCCUGAGCACGCUACGCUACGCUAACCGGGCCAAGAGCAUCCAGAACCGACCCCGGAUCAACGAGGACCCAAAGGACGCUCUGCUCAGAGAGUACCAGGAGGAGAUCAAGAAGCUGAGGGCCCUCGUCUCAGGACAGCUGGGCCCCGCCCACCUCACAGGUAAGAGAAGAAGAAAAGAUCGAUUUUUGGUCCAGAGAUGAGAAGAAACAUUUACGAGUUUGGAGCCUUAAAACAAACACUCAGACGUUUUUAUUGAUCAUCUUGUUGUUUGAAUUUAAUAUAAAAUAAAAUAAAAUAAAAUAAAAAAACAACUGCUUUUCAUUUAUUAUUAUUAUUCUUAUUAUUUAUUGAUUAUUAAUUACUCUUUUUUAUUAUUAUUGAUUAUUCUUUAUUCUUUUAUCAUUAAUUAUUAUUGAUUAUUGAUUUAUCAUGCAGAUCUUCUGUCUGGUGGGUCGUAUGAGAAAUCCUCUGCAGCUCCUCUCAGACCUCAGUCCAUCACCACAGAAGCAGAGAAGGAGAAGAUUAAAGCGGUAACUCCUGACCGUUCCCACACCCAUAAACCACCUCACAUUCCUCCAUCAGCUGCUCUGGGACCGGUCUGCUGGGACCGGUCUGCUGGGACCAGUCUGCUGGGACCGGUCUGCUGAUUUACUGCUCUGUAAUCUGGUCUCUCUGCAGGACUACGAGGACAGGCUGGCUAAACUCCAGGCGGAGUACGAGGCGGAGCAGGAGUCGAAGGUCAAGCUGCAGGAGGACAUCGCUGCUCUGCGCUCCUCUUAUGAAUCCAAACUGGAGAAGAUCUCAGCCAGCAGGGGGCGCUCUGGACUCAAGAAUGGAAAACCAGAGCAAUGUGAGGACUUGUUUUAGGAGUUUGGUCCAACUGUUUCCCAGAGGGAUGUUGUAAAUGACUGUGCAAUAACAAGGCUCCUGAUUGGCUCAUUUCCAGCUUCUGUCACACCAUUGGCUGAAGAAAAGUUCAGCUUCAACCGAGACGUCAGAGACGGUCGCAGAUCCUCAGGAGAGACUGACCCUGACGAGGUUUUUAUUUUCACCUCCUUUCAAAGUGUCAGUGAUAAUAAUAAUAAUAAUAAUAGAUUUUAUUUGUAACGCACUUUAAAAACAAAUCUCAAAGUGAGUCAGUGAGUCCAAAAUACACACUUUCACAUCAGAGGCUGUGUGUGUGUGUGUCUGUGUGUGUGUGUGUGUGUGUGUGUGUGUGUGUCUGUGUGUGUGUGUGUGUGUGUGUGUGUGUGUGUGUGUGUGUGUGUGUGUGUGUCUGUGUGUGUGUGUGUGUGUGUGUGUGUGUGUGUGUGUGUGUGUGUGUGUGUGUGUGUGUGUGUGAUCCAGCAGGUUGGACUUUGUGCAGCAGUCAGGGUCCAAAAACACCCAGACGGAGACUCACCUGACAUCGGGUCUGCAGAGCCUCUGGACCAGAACCAGGUCCUGGAGAGGUUCGUAAGACCAGGUUUAAAAAAACAAACAACUUCAGGUUUUUAACAGAAACAGGAAAAUCGAUCAGAUCAAUCAGAUCGAUCAAUUUUACUCAUGAAAGUACAGAAAAGUAGAAUUUUAUUAAACAUAAAAUCUGUUAUUUAUAAUUAUUUCUAUAACAUUAAUAUAGUAAAUAACAUAAACUCUACUAUAGCACAGUUUAUAUUAUACAGUAUACUAUCUAAUAUAAACCUGAUCAUAGUAAAUAUUCUAUAGUUUUCUAUGAUCAAGUAUAUAAACGUUAGUUUUUGGAUGAUAUUUAGAGUAUUGAUCUUUUUGUAUUUAAGGCUGUUUGUUAGUUAGUUAGUUAGUUAGUUUGUGUGUUUGUUUGUUAGUUAGUUAGUUAGUUUGUUAGUUAGUUAGUUAGUUAGUUAGUUAGUUUGUUUGUUAGUUAGUUAGUUAGUUAGUUAGUUAGUUAGUUAGUUUGUUUGUUUGUUUGUAACAUUAUAAUCCUGAGAGUCAUUUUGUUAAGGCGCUGGGCGGGUAUUCUCUGAGUUUUAAUCCUAAUGUUUAAAUAGUCAUCUCCUUAAGGUGUCCACCGUUUGUCUGUAGGCUGCAGCAGCUGGAGCAGGAGGUGGUGGGAGGAGAACAGGUCAGGAACACGGAGCUCCAGCAGAAACAGCAGCAGAGGAAGAACCUGGCAGACCGGAGAAAAGAGCGUCUCAUCCAGGCUCUGUCUGAAAACAGCGAGGAGAGUGAAAACGUCCUGCUGAACGUCUACAACUCCAUCCAGGAGGAGGUCCACGCCAAGAGCCAAAUGCUGGUGAAGGUCCAGGAGAAGGUGAGGGACAAAGAAUCAGAGAAUGAUGAUCGAACUCUGAACGAUCGGCUUUUAAAUCUUUAAUUUCUUCAUUUUCGUUUUCAAACCUUCAAGACUUUUCAGUCUCAUGAUCAUUUACGACUAACGGCCUCUUAUUUCAGAGCACAGGUCCACCUGUUUAUACUGGUUUAUACUGGUUUAUACUGGUUUAUACUGGUUUAUACUGGUUUAGACGGGUUUAGACAGGUUUAUACUGGUUUAUACAGGUUUAUACUGGUUUAGACAGGUUUAUACUGGUUUAUACUGGUUUAGACAGGUUUAUACUGGUUUAUACUGGUUUAGACAGGUUUAUACUGGUUUAUACUGGUUUAUACUGGUUUAGACAGGUUUAGACUGGUUUAUACUGGUUUAUACUGGUUUAUACUGGUUUAGACAGGUUUAUACUGGUUUAUACUGGUUUAUACUGGUUUAGACAGGUUUAUACUGGUUUAUACUGGUUUAUACUGGUUUAUACUGGUUUAGACGGAUGUUUACUGGUUUAUACAGGUUUAUACAUGUUUAUACUGGUUUAUACUGGUUUAUACGGGUUUAUACUGGUUUAUACAGGUUUAUACGGGUUUAUACUGGUUUAUACUGGUUUAUACAUGUUUAUACUGGUUUAGACAGGUUUAUACUGGUUUAUACUGGUUUAUACAUGUUUAUACUGGUUUAGACAGGUUUAUACUGGUUUAUACUGGUUUAUACAGGUUUAUACUGGUUUAGACGGAUUUAUACUGGUUUAUACAGGUUUAUACUGGUUUAUACAGGUUUAUACUGGUUUAGACGGAUUUAUACAGGUUUAUACAGGUUUAUACUGGUUUAUACAUGUUUAUACUGGUUUAGACGGGUUUAUACUGGUUUAUACUGGUUUAUACAUGUUUAUACUGGUUUAUACUGGUUUAUACAUGUUUAUACUGGUUUAUACUGAUUUAUACUGGUUUAGACGGGUUUAUACUGGUUUAUACAGGUUUAUACUGGUUUAUACUGGUUUAUACUGGCGAUUUGUCGUUAACCCCGCAGACACACUUAUGUCUCAGAGUUUCCUCCACUUUUCCACUUUUAUCUGUCCUUUAGUUUUCAGAGAGUUUUAGACGUUCAGCCUUUUCAUGAUCGACUGACAGAAGUACAAAAACUCGUCGGUGUUGACCGUCUGUCCUGACAGCUGAAAGCUGCCAAACUGGAGAUCCGGGACCUGCAGGCGGAGUUUGAGGUGGAGAGAAACGACUACCUGGCAACCAUCCGGCGUCUGGAGAGGGAGGGUCAGCUGCUGCAGGGCCUGCUGGAGCGAAUGGUGCCCCUAGUGCGCCGAGACUGUAACUACAGCAACCUGGACCGCCUGAAGAAGGAGGCUGUGUGGGAUGAAGACAGCGCCGCCUGGAGGCUGCCGGAUGUGAUGGUGCAGAAAACAACUCUGCCUUCAGGUGAGAAGAGUUCAGAGGAAACGGUCCAAAGUUUUUAUCUCUAAAGAUUCAGUUUCAACUUUUCUCCUGAUCAACAGCAGUGACUCCGAAACCUUCAGCUCACAGAAGUUCAGCUGCUGAGACCGCCGAGCCGGUGAGUUCGUGUUCAAUCGAUCAUAUUAACUCUGAUCAAUUCAAUCAAUCAAUCAAUCAAUCAGUCAUAUUAACUCCUGUAAACACUGAACAGCAGCACAGAGCAUUAAUGCUGUGUGUGUGUGUGUGUGUGUGUGUGUGUGUGUGUUUACAGGUGGAGGAGGACAGGUAUAAGGAAAUGCUGAGUCGGAGUGACAGUGAAAAUAUCGCCAGCAGUUACUUCAAGUCAAAGCGAGCGAGUCGACUGCUGGGAGGAGAAACGACCAAGGUCCACGGUAAGACCGAGAUCCUCCAAGUCAUCUUCAAGUAGAACCAACAGUCGGUUCUCCUCGUCUCUAAUUUUGGUUAAAGUUUAUUUCUUUAAAAAAGUCUUUAAAACAACAAAUAAGAAAAAAAAAAAACUGUUUAAAGAAGAAAAAGUUUGAUCUUCAAUAUUUCCGUCCUGCUGACUAAGCACUUCUCCUGCAGCAGGCCACUCCCCCCCCCUCGUUAACGGGACAGCCCACCUCACUGUGAGUAGUCCCACUGUAAGCCCACCUGUCGGCUCUGACGCCGUCCUGCCGCGACCUUUUCGUCUCGAGUCACUGGGCGUCCCGUCGUCCAGUGGGAAGGUGAAACGCAAAAAAGGCAAAACUCACUUCAACAGUGACGGACAUUAACGACUGUACACACACACACACACACACACACACACACACACACACACACACACACACACACACACACACACACACACACACACAGACACACACACACACACACACACACACACAGACACACACACACACACACACUCACAGACACACUCACACACUCACACACAAACACUCACACACACACACACACAGACACACACACACACACACACACACACACACACACACUCACACACAAACACUCACACACACUGUCCUCACUGUCUUUCUCAGAGAUAAUCUCAACUUGAUGCUACCUGGAGAAUUAAAGUCAUUUUGCACUAAAAA
Xyrichtys novacula (pearly razorfish) is the source of this 8364-nucleotide messenger RNA. The record is from the annotation of a GenBank genome assembly. NCBI's taxonomy places the organism in Eukaryota, Metazoa, Chordata, Actinopteri, Labriformes, Labridae.